AUGAAUCCUGUUAGCAAUAUUAGUAAUAUUGUUGAUGAUGAAAUGUUUCUUAUUUCAUUGAAUCGACGAAUACCAUUGCAACAUUUGAAUUUGAUAUAUUGUCUUUAUAGUAGAUUGGAUGAACUUAUUUCAACCAAAUAUGAUGAUAUAUCUAAUAUGGUUCAAUUGACAUAUGGUAUCAAAUAUGAUGGCGUGUAUGCUGGAUUCGAAAAUUUUUGCGAUGCUUAUAAUGAUACAGUAACAUCAAUAUUAUUACAACGUUUCCAUAAAAAUGAUGUUGAAAUAAAAGAUCAACCAAUGCUGGAACGUCGGUUGUUCGAAAAUAUUUGGUUAAUUUAUUCAACGUCAUUAUUGAAAUUUUUCUUAUCAGCAACUGACGAAAUAGGAAUUCCACAUCAUAUUAGCAGUCGUGAAGAACGAAAUAAUUUUUUUACUGAUCAAUUGCCUCAAUUAGAACGUGAUUUUAUUUUAUAUUGGUCCAAUCAUUUGUCAAAAUUUGAUUGUGGUAGUCAAUGUUGCAAAGCCAUUGUUAUCGAUGGAUUUCAAAAGCCUGAUCGUUUUGUUUGUAAUUUUAUGCAGGAACUUGUUCAUUCGGAAGAGCUAGGUGAUAUUGAAUGGGGUUGUGGUUUUCGUCCAGAAAUGGUUCGAGAUAAACAAAAUCCAGGUUACUGGACGAAUACGAAAUAUUGUCCCAAACAUAUCCAUCUUGAAAACACGCAAUUAGUACAUUGUUCAACCGACAAGGAUGAGUAUACUGUUGUAGAUUGUAAUGUUUCUAGAACUGAUCGCUACUCUAAUCGUCGAACAUCCUAUGGAAUAGUGCUCACUAUGUACAAUUGUGGCAUCAUCGUAAAUUUCAACGAAUUAUAUAGAUCUGAAUCACCUACACGAGUACUACAUCAUUUAUUUACAACAAUUGAUUGCUUAUCACCAACAAUGUGA
Molecule: messenger RNA, 942 nt
Organism: Rotaria sp. Silwood1
Lineage: Eukaryota; Metazoa; Rotifera; Eurotatoria; Philodinida; Philodinidae
Source: the annotation of a GenBank genome assembly